Raphanus sativus (radish) is the source of this 1229-nucleotide messenger RNA. Its product is annotated as putative syntaxin-131. Gene Ontology annotation, cellular component: endomembrane system; SNARE complex; plasma membrane. Gene Ontology annotation, molecular function: SNAP receptor activity; SNARE binding. Gene Ontology annotation, biological process: vesicle fusion; exocytosis; intracellular protein transport. The transcript has 13 exons. Lineage: Eukaryota; Viridiplantae; Streptophyta; Magnoliopsida; Brassicales; Brassicaceae. The coding region runs from base 175 to 1098 and encodes 307 amino acids. The record is from RefSeq and is a predicted model, not a curated record.
UCUAACUAUCUCAUUUUGGGCUCUGCUUUAUAGGCUUAUCUCUUCUUCUUCUCUUUAGAUUAUCUAUCUUAUCAAUUGUGUCUAGGAUUAUCAAAGGAAACACAAAAAGAAAGAGAACUAGGGGGAUCUGGGUUUAUAUGAUAAAACCAGAUCUCUAACCGAAGUUCUCCGACAAUGAACGACCUCUUAAAGGGUUCUUCAGAGUUCUCGAGAGAUCGAUCUAAUAGAAGCGAUAUUGAGUCAGGACAUGGCCCCAAUAACUCUGGAGAUCUUGGACUCGCUGGUUUCUUCAAUAAGGUUCAAGAAAUCGAGAAGCAAUAUGAGAAGCUCGAGAAGCAUCUCAAGAAGCUUCAGGGGGCACACGAGGAGAGUAAAGCCGUCACUAAGGCUCCUGCAAUGAAAUCAAUCAAACAGAGGAUGGAGAGAGAUGUGGAUGAAGUGGGAAGAAUCUCUCGUUUCAUCAAAGGAAAGAUUGAAGAACUGGAUAGGGAGAAUCUGGAGAACCGGAGUAAACCAGGUUGUGGUAAAGGAACUGGAGUAGACAGAACAAGAACAGCUACAACUAUCGCGGUUAAAAAGAAGUUCAAGGACAAGAUAUCUGAAUUCCAAACACUAAGACAAAAUAUUCACCAAGAAUACAGAGAAGUUGUAGAGAGGCGUGUGUUUACAGUGACUGGCCAACAAGCUGAUGAAGAGACGGUUGAUCGAUUGAUUGAAACCGGAGACAGUGAGCAGAUUUUCCAAAAAGCAAUCAUGGAGCAAGGACGAGGUCAGAUAAUGGACACACUGGCUGAGAUUCAGGAACGCCAUGACGCUGUCAGAGAUCUAGAGAAGAAACUCCUUGACCUACAACAGGUGUUUCUUGAUAUGGCCGUGCUGGUGGAUGCACAGGGAGAGAUGCUAGACAACAUAGAGAACAUGGUCUCAAGCGCUGUGGACCAUGUUCAAUCCGGGAACAACCAGCUAACAAAGGCAAUAAAGAAACAGAAAAGUUCGAGGAAAUGGAUGUGCAUUGCCAUCCUCAUCCUUCUAAUCAUCAUCAUCAUUACCCUUCUCUCUGUUCUCAAACCAUGGACACAGAAACAUGGUGGUGCUUAGGGUUCUCUUCUCCCUGCCUUGCUUCUGAAGCUUUUGUAUAAAACAGUUUAACAUACACAUGCAUGUAUCAAUGCAUCAAACAACAUCCUUCCACUGUCACUAUCAAAAUGAUGUAUUCUUUGGACAGAUUC